This is a messenger RNA of Notolabrus celidotus (New Zealand spotty), 2490 nucleotides long. It is a transcript of the gene pparab, whose product is annotated as peroxisome proliferator-activated receptor alpha b. Lineage: Eukaryota; Metazoa; Chordata; Actinopteri; Labriformes; Labridae. The record is from RefSeq and is a predicted model, not a curated record. Gene Ontology annotation, cellular component: nucleus. Gene Ontology annotation, biological process: hormone-mediated signaling pathway; regulation of lipid metabolic process; cell differentiation. The coding region runs from base 265 to 1674 and encodes 469 amino acids. Gene Ontology annotation, molecular function: nuclear receptor activity; RNA polymerase II cis-regulatory region sequence-specific DNA binding; zinc ion binding. The transcript is spliced from 7 exons.
UUCCGGCGGGCGUGAGCUCCACGGCUCUGCUUUGUAUGGACAUGGUGGGGGAUUUUUGACAGCGGCAGCGCUGUUGGGAAACAAACAAGGACGUGGUCGGGGGUCGGGGACUAUUUUGUUUCUGUCUCCUCACUCUCAUCUUAAUCUUUCACUGGCCUUUUCUCACCUCAGCAAGAUUCUCGAGGAUAUGGCGGCUUCGGAUUGGGCUGUCUAUUUCAAGUCUGAUGUGUGACAGUGCCGGCAGCCCGCUCCUCCACCACCACCAUGGUCGACAUGGAGAGCCACUACCAUCCCCCCUCGCCCCUGGAGGACUCGGUGCUGGGCAGCCCCCUGUGCGUCGAUGAUGAAUUCAUGGGCGGCAUGGAGGAGCUCCAGGACAUCUCGCAGUCCAUCGAUAAUGACGCCCUCAGCUCCUUCGAUGUCCCUGAGUACCAGUCGUCCAGCAAUGGUUCUGAAGGUUCCACUGUUUUAGAUGCCCUGACGCCAGCAUCCAGCCCGUCGUCGGUUGUUUACGGGUUGGCAGCGGGCCAGGACGACUUCUCAACCUCCUCUUCAUCACUCAACCUGGAGUGCCGAGUUUGUGCUGACCGCGCCUCGGGGUACCACUACGGAGUCCACGCCUGCGAGGGCUGCAAGGGUUUUUUCCGGCGGACGAUCCGUCUGAAGCUGGAGUACGACAAAUGUGAGCGCCGCUGCAAGAUCCUGAAGAAGAACCGUAACAAGUGCCAAUACUGCCGCUUCCAGAAGUGCCUGUCAGUGGGCAUGUCCCACAACGCUAUCCGUUUUGGUCGGAUGCCGCAGUCGGAGAAGCUAAAGCUGAAGGCGGAGAUGGUGACAGGAGACAGGGAGGUAGAAGACCCCCAGCUAGCCGACCAGAAGACGCUGGCUCGGCAGAUUUAUGAGGCCUACCUCAAGAACUUCAACAUGAACAAGACCAAGGCUCGAACCAUCCUCACUGGCAAGACCAGCACUCCUCCUUUCGUCAUACACGACAUGGAUACCCUCCAGCUGGCAGAGCAGACCCUGGUGGCAAAGAUGGUCGGCUCAGCGGGAGCACUUAAGGACAGGGAGGCAGAAGUUCGGAUUUUCCACUGCUGCCAGUGCACAUCGGUGGAAACCGUCACCGAGCUUACAGAGUUUGCAAAGUCCGUCCCGGGGUUCUCGAGCUUGGACCUCAACGACCAGGUGACUCUUUUGAAAUAUGGAGUGUACGAAGCUCUCUUUGCCAUGCUCGCCUCCAGUAUGAACAAGGAUGGGCUACUUGUAGCAUAUGGCGCCGGCUUCAUUACCCGGGAAUUCCUCAAGAGCCUGCGGCGGCCUUUCAGUGACAUGAUGGAGCCCAAGUUCCAGUUUGCAAUGAAGUUUAACGGGCUGGAGCUGGACGACAGUGACCUGGCUCUGUUUGUGGCUGCUAUCAUCUGCUGUGGAGACCGACCAGGCCUGGUGAAUGUGGAGCACAUCGAGCGAAUGCAAGAGAGCAUCGUGCAGGUGCUUCAGCUCCACCUGUUGGCCAAUCACCCGGAUGACAAUUUUCUCUUCCCCAAGCUGCUCCAGAAACUUGCUGACCUACGGCAACUGGUCACUGAGCAUGCACAGCUGGUGCAGGAGAUCAAAAAGACAGAGGACACCUCACUGCACCCGCUCCUUCAGGAAAUCUACAGAGACAUGUACUGAGGGUUGUGGAGGAAUAACCAGGAGGGGAACCCUACAGAUCAACUCCUUUUUCUUUCAGGGACAGAGAAGGAGAGUUCUCCAUAAGCUAGUUUGAACCACUAAACCCCAAUAAUGCAGCAAGAGUUAGCUUUGGAAUCUGGUUGGCACAAAAGGUCUUUUGAGGCCUUGACACAAUGCUCUCCACUCCAUUGUGUGAACUUCAUAGGCAGAAAUAUCAUGUAUGCAAAGAUGUGAUGUACAGUUGAUUGAGACCCGUUACAGAUACAAUUGUAUGCAAUCUUUGACCAAACUCUGAGAUUAAUACGAUACAAUUUCAGUGAAAUAUUUGCAGUAACCUCUGUGGUUAUCUCUCUCCUGACUCCUUGACAAGCCCGAAAACGAGGAAAGAUAGUGAACUUGAUAGGCGCCACUCCAGCAGUUAUUUAAUGUUAGAUUUUUAUACUGAUGUCAAAGAGCAAAGAGCCAUAUAUCCUCAGCUAACAACACCCAAAUAACUUCAGUGGCAGCAGUAAAACAGUAAUAAUGCAGUUUUUUCAAGAAAGGCAGCUUUCAUCAGGUCGGCUGUCAGUCAAAGUUGGUGAUGGUUGUCCACGCACCAGCCCUCCACCAUGAACCGUCACCUUUUUCUACCCAUAGCAACCCUGAACAUAAUCAUUUACCGUACUGUGAGUCUUCUAAGCCAUACUUUGUUUGUAAUGAUACUGGAAAUAACCAUUGUCUUUCAAAUUCCAACCUUGGUGUGGAUUAUAAGCAUAUGUAACCACAAACAAACAGGCAAUCAUAUUUUGACACCUCAGAAUAAGGUAGCAAAAUCAA